UGCAAAAGGUUUGCCUCCGUCUGAUGAGUCACGUCCAAAUGAUGAAAGUCUAAGUCUUUGAAGUGCUUCUAUUCAAACCGGAAAAUAUAUAAAGGUAGCAAUCAUUUACGAAGCAGGCUGACUGAGAAAUUUUUCUUCAUUUUACACACAUUUGUUUGACUCUAUGCAAACAUCAAACUAAGAAUGGCAAAAAUGAGUCUCUCCUCCUACAUAUUAAUACUAACUUUUUCUCUGUUUUCUCAAGGCUUUUUCCUUUCAGCAUCCAAGUCCAUAAGAAAUGUAGAAGACGACAUGGUAUUUAAUACAUUUAGACUGGGAAAAGCCUUUCAGAAGGAAGAUACUGUAGCAAGAUCAGCCGCUGCUCCUGCCCUGGAACAAUAUAAAACUGAUGAAAGCGGUUUCACGAAUGAGGAGGAAAACAAAAAUGCAAAGAAUGCAGGCUCCAAACAUAAUUUCUUAAAUCAUGGUCUGCCACUGAAUCUGGCUAUAAAACCCUAUCUUGCACUAAAAGGAUCUGUAGCUUUUCCCGCUGAGAAUGGAGUUCAGAAUACUGAGUCAACACAAGAAAAGAGAGAAAUUGGGGAUGAAGAAAACUCAGCUAAAUUUCCUAUAGGAAGGAGAGAUUUUGACAUGCUCAGGUGCAUGCUGGGAAGAGUCUACCGGCCUUGUUGGCAAGUCUGACACCUGUUGGUCCGCAUCAUCUUUUCAGAAGAAAACAAAAUCAUUUAAUUGCCUGUGCAGGAAAA
Messenger RNA from Equus quagga, 746 nucleotides. RefSeq names its product pro-melanin concentrating hormone (gene PMCH). Gene Ontology annotation, molecular function: melanin-concentrating hormone activity; type 1 melanin-concentrating hormone receptor binding. The record is from RefSeq and is a predicted model, not a curated record. The transcript is spliced from 3 exons. Gene Ontology annotation, biological process: chemical synaptic transmission; behavior. Lineage: Eukaryota; Metazoa; Chordata; Mammalia; Perissodactyla; Equidae. The coding region runs from base 184 to 681 and encodes 165 amino acids.